AUGACAGUUCUCUUUCUUUUGUUAAUAUUCGUUCUUUCGCCGUCCUCGGCCAAUGACCUUCCCCUCGACUCGGACGGUGGCCGCCGGAGCAACGAAGAGAUUGGCUUCCUCUUCAAAACGUGGAUGUCAAAGCAUGGGAAGAUUUAUACCAAUGCUCUCGGAGAGAAGGAACAGCGAUUUCAGAACUUCAAGGAAAAUCUCCGCUUCAUCGACCAGCACAAUGCCAAGAACCUCACUUACAAGCUCGGUUUGACUCGGUUUGCUGACCUAACCUUACAAGAGUACCGAGACCUUUUCUCUCAACGCCCUAUGGUGAGACAAAGGGCUCCCAGAACAAGUCGUAGGUACGUGCCACUUGCUGGAAAUGAGCUCCCCGAGUCAGUUGACUGGAGAAAUUAUGGUGCAGUAACGGAGAUUAAAGACCAAGGCGAAUGCAGUUGCUGCUGGGCAUUCUCCGCAGUGGCAAGUAUUGAGUCCCUAAACAAGAUCGUGACGGGCGAGUUAGUCAGAUUGUCCGAGCAGGAAUUGGUCGACUGCAACACGGACAACUACGGUUGUGAAGGAAGAGGUUUUAUGGACAAAGCUUUCCAGUUCGUUAUCAAUAACAAUGGUCUUACUCCCCAAAAUGAUUAUCCGUACACUGGCUAUCCAGGCUUCUGUAGCCGGAACAUGAAUUCUUUAAACAAGCCCGUUACUAUUGAUAACUACGUGGAUUUGCCUCAGAAUGAUGAGGCUUCCCUACAACAGGCGGUUGCUCACCUACCCGUGAGUGUUGGUAUAGACAAAAAAUCCCAAGAAUUUCAGCUCUACAAAUCGGGUAUAUUUACUGGACCAUGCGGGACCGCGCUUGACCAUGCGGUUCUUAUUAUCGGGUACGGUAGUGAGAACGGUCAGGACUAUUGGAUCGUGAAAAACUCAUGGGGCACGAGCUGGGGAGAUGCUGGCUUCGCUAAGAUGGCUCGUAACAUUGCAGAUCCGGCAGGUAUAUGUGGGAUCACGAUGGUUGCUUCAUACCCUGUCAAGCACUCUACUUAA
This is a messenger RNA of Microthlaspi erraticum, 1035 nucleotides long. Lineage: Eukaryota; Viridiplantae; Streptophyta; Magnoliopsida; Brassicales; Brassicaceae. The record is from the annotation of a GenBank genome assembly.